Molecule: messenger RNA, 483 nt
Organism: Naegleria lovaniensis
Lineage: Eukaryota; Heterolobosea; Eutetramitea; Acrasida; Naegleriidae
Exons: 5
Coding region: 1-483 (160 amino acids)
Biological process (GO): response to oxidative stress
Molecular function (GO): glutathione peroxidase activity
Source: RefSeq, a predicted model, not a curated record
AUGACUGAUUUCUAUUCAUUCACUGCCAAGGAUGCCCAAUUGAACGACGUUUCAAUGGCUGAUUACAAGGGAAAAGUUGUUAUGGUUGUUAACGUUGCUUCCAAAUGUGGAUUCACUAAACAAGUAAAUGAAUUGCAAGAAAUUUACAACAAGUAUAAGGACCAAGGAUUCGAAGUUUUAGCCUUUCCAUGCAAUCAAUUCGGUUCUCAAGAGCCCGGAACCAAUGAAGAAAUAUGUCAAUUCGCAAGAAGCAAAUUCAAAGUGACAUUCAAAAUAUUCGACAAAAUUAAUGUCAAUGGUGACCAGACUCAUCCAUUGUAUGCAUUCCUGAAGAAAGAAGGAAGCGGAUUCUUGGUUGAUGCUAUCAAGUGGAAUUUUACUAAAUUCUUGAUUGGAAAGGAUGGAAAAGUUCUCAAGCGUUACGCUCCAACCACAAAUCCAAAGGAUAUGGCUGAAGAUAUUGAAAAGUUGUUGAAACAAUAA